Molecule: messenger RNA, 2781 nt
Organism: Durio zibethinus
Lineage: Eukaryota; Viridiplantae; Streptophyta; Magnoliopsida; Malvales; Malvaceae
Product: protein RETICULATA-RELATED 6, chloroplastic-like
Source: RefSeq, a predicted model, not a curated record
AUGGCUCGGUCCAAUUUGGUUAGUUCAUCGUUUCGGCUCCGAUUCAGCGGGGCUCUCGACGCUGGAGCUCUUACUGUGGCUCUAUGCUUGGGCGAAGUGGCACAGGGCCUAGCAGGAGAAGGGUGUCGCAUCACCAACUUCUUUGCCCCCUUUUGUUCCUUCUAUUUUGUUUGGCUUUGGCCAUAUGCCUGGCAACUUGGAAAGUUAUUAUUCACAAACUUCCCAAAAACAUUUCUAUCUCCUCUUUAUCUGACUCAGAAAAUUGUCCUUCUAAAAAAAAAAAAAACCCAACAUAAACAAAAAUUAAAGCACAAAAUACAAAGUCAGAUACCUGAUUCUCCCUCUCUUCUCUUCUCUUCUCUUUGCCAGCCAUGUAGUCGUACGAACGAGGAUACACGCUCUCUUCUUCUCCAAAAUAGAAAAAUGGAGCCCCACAUUCACAUCAUCACCUCUAAUUUUAAUCCUACUAUUAUAGCUCCACCUCACCUUCCACCACGACGCCGUCUCCCUUCCUUGACCCGCCACGUCACUCUAUCUCUCCACGCUCAUAACAACAGCGAGGAUGCUCGCCGCCGCUCCGCCUUCGAAUAUUCCGUCGCUCGACGCGCCGUUUUACUCACUCCCCUCCUCGCCGCCGGCUCUUGUUUCUUCCAACAAUCGCCGUACUCGCGGUCAAUCGCCGAAGAGAUGAAGUCACCUUCCCCGCCGGAGACUCCGCCUCCACCCAAGGCGGUGGAAGAGGAGGUGGUGGUGUCGGCGAGGAUAUACGAUGCGACGGCGAUAGGGGAGCCGCUGGCGGUGGGGAAAGAUAAGAAGAAAGUGUGGGAGAGGUUGAUGAACGCGAGGAUUGUUUAUUUAGGAGAAGCUGAGCAAGUUCCGAUUAGAGACGAUAAAGAAUUGGAGCUUGAGAUUGUUAAGAAUUUGAGAAAACGCUGCGUUGAGAGCGAGAGGAGUUUGGCUUUGGCCAUCGAAGCUUUUCCUUCCGAUUUACAAAACCAACUCAAUCAGUUCAUGGCUAAAAGGAUAGAUGGAGAAGGACUGAAAUCUUAUGUUUCACAUUGGCCAGCUCAAAGGUGGCAGGAGUAUGAGCCCAUUUUAAAUUAUUGUCGCGAUAAUGAAGUUCACCUUGUUGCUUGCGGAACUCCGUUAAAGAUCCUACGGACUGUGCAAGCUGAAGGUAUUCGGGCCCUCUCUAAGGCUGAGCGUAAGGCAUAUGCUCCUCCAGCUGGUUCAGGUUUCAUCUCAGGCUUCGGUUCUAUUUCACACAGAUCAUCAGUGGAUAAUCAUUUCCCGAUGCAGUCGAUUCCAUUUGGUCCAAGUUCAUAUUUAUCUGCCCAAGCAAGAGUGGUUGAGGAAUAUAACAUGUCCCAAAUUAUUCUAAAAGAAGUUGCAGAUGGAGGAGGCACAGGUUUGUUAGUAGUUGUAACGGGUGCAAACCAUGUCCAAUUUGGCUCUAGAGGGACAGGGGUGCCAGCCAGAAUUUCGAAGAAGAUUCAGAAGAAGAACCAAGUGGCUAUACUUCUUAAUCCUGAAAGGCAGUAUAUAAGAAGAGAGGGAGAUGUCCCUGUUGCUGAUUUCUUGUGGUAUUCCGCAGCCAGACCAUGCAGUAGAAAUUGUUUUGAUCGUGCUGAAAUUGCUCGAGUUAUGAAUGCAGCUGGCAGACAGCGAGAUGCCUUACCCCAGGACCUUCAAAAGGGACUUGACCUUGGUUUAGUAUCUCCAGAGGUGCUACAGAACUUUUUUGAUUUGGAGCGAUAUCCUCUUAUUUCAGAGCUCACUCAUCGCUUCCAGGGAUUCAGGGAAAGAUUGUUAGCAGAUCCCAAGUUCUUGCACAGAUUAGCUAUAGAAGAAGCUAUAUCGAUAACAACUACUCUCUUGGCACAGUAUGAGAGGCGUAGAGAGAAAUUCUUUGAAGAGCUUGACUAUGUUAUUACAGACACAGUCCGGGGAACAGUUGUUGAUUUUUUUACUGUAUGGCUUCCUGCCCCAACUAUCUCAUUCCUCUCAUAUGCUGAUGGAGCUGACAACAUGGAUGCAUUAAAAGGUGUCUUUGGUUCAAUACCUGAUAAUGCAUUUCAGAAGAAUCUUGCUGGGAAGGACUGGAACCUUAGUCACAGAUUAGUAUCUGUGCUUGUUGGUGGUCUGAAACUGGCUAGUGUUGGAUUUAUUUCCAGCAUUGGAGCUGUGGCUGCUUCAAAUAUUUUGUAUGCGAUUCGCAAAAUCCUUAAUCCAAAAUUGGUAUCUAACCAACAAAUUAAAAGAUCACCAAUACUGAAAACAGCUCUUGUUUAUGGAGGCUUUCUAGGGACAUCUGCAAAUCUUCGUUAUCAGAUUAUUGCUGGAAUCGUGGAGCACCGAAUUUCUGAUGAAUUUUCUUCUCAAACCUUUAUUGUGAAUAUGCUUUCCUUUUUUGUUCGGACUGUCAACUCCUACUGGGGAACUCAGCAAUGGGUUGAUCUUGCUCGCUUCUCGGGACUGCAAACUUGGAAGAGUGAACAACCUUCUUAUCAGACUCUAGAUUCUCCUAAUCAUGCGGCAGUGGAAUGCAAUGCUGCAGAAGAGGCCAAUAUUGACGAAUUCAAGAAUCAGUAAUUUACUUUUGUUUUUGUGCCCCUUUCAACCACAGUACCACAAUACAAAUCCUUCAACACAAAUUCUUACAAAUUUUGGAAAAAGGAAGGAUGGCAUUUGAGCAUUUGCCGCUAAUACGUUGUGAAAACAUUGAUUAAAUACAGCUUGAAAUCAUCUAGUAAGAGAAUGAAUGGCUUCAUCCUUGAUUUU